This is a messenger RNA of Seminavis robusta, 1707 nucleotides long. The record is from the annotation of a GenBank genome assembly. Lineage: Eukaryota; Bacillariophyta; Bacillariophyceae; Naviculales; Naviculaceae.
GCAGCAUAAUAUUAAUAAAAUUCUUUGAAACAAAUAAACCUAGCAGAGCUGUGAUUUGACCGAGGUGAAAACGACAUCGACAGCGAGCCAAGAAGAGACGAAGAGACAUGGACGGUCAAGAACAGCUUCAAGAAUACCCAACCCAGCGACUUCGCUUUGUCUUCCAAAGAGAGAAGCCAAGGGACGACAACCACCCGCCAAUAGACAAGACAUGGUUCCAAUCGACUCUCUUCUGUGACCGCGAGUUGCUUGAGUUCUCACUGCUAAUCAUAAAAUCCAUUACUGGCUGUUCUGUUGGAUGCAAUUUGCCGCUCCUUUCCUUGGACACGUACCAUGACCAAUUUCCGUCUGUUGGGACUAUGGCUGCUGUGGGGUGCCAGCCACUUCCAAGUGGCCUUGGGCAAACGAUAUCGAAAGGAUUUUAAUCCCAAUGCUCGUUCCUUUCUGGUUGUCAAUCUCUCCGAGUCAGUGGCUGAAGUCUACUGGAUGCAUUUUGGAACAGAAGAACGAAUCCUGCAAAUGGAACUUCGCCCUGGGGCCAAGGAUAGUUUGAAUUCACACAUCAUUCAUGAAUUUGAGGUCCGAGAAAGGCCAGACGAACAGGGAUUUUGUGGUGGCAGAAAAGGACGAUGCAGAAAAAGACACUUUCAGAUCAGCGCAGAGGAGGAUCAGGUAUUUACCAUCACACCUGACUUUCAGAUUGAAGUGUCCAACAACAAGAGUCGAGCCAAGGAAAAAGCAAAGGAUGUUUUGAGACAAUGCCGUGAGUUGAGUGAUUUUCUGGGAAAACUAAAGACCACCUUCAACCCUUCGGAACGAUUAGAUCAAUUGGCGGAUUGCAUAUCCCAAAAUGUACACUCGGCAAUCUACGAAACACAAGAAGAAAUUGAUUUUCAAUCCGAGCUUCGACUAAAAAUGGGUUCCAAGCUACAGAACUAUGCGUGUCAGGACACCACCUUUUGGGAAACAGAACCAUUGGAUGUUCAGGUUUGGAAUCCCAUCAAUCCAAACCUCAUGUGGGAUGAUCUCAGCCACACCACACGAGUCUUGUUGCAGGCCGACACGACAAUGAUUGCCACAAUCGACAACAUGGUCCGACCGUCCGAUUGCGAAUUUGUGGAACGAGUGGCACAAACAACAUGGGACUCCGCGUUGCCAGAGGUAUUGUGGGAGGCACGGAAACAACCCGAAGUCAUUGAUUUCUUGUCACGGAUAUUCGCAUACGUCGAUCCAGCAGUGAAACUCAUGAACCUCUAUUUGGGCCUCCCUUCCAAGGAUCAAAGUUUGUUUCGUGUCUAUCAUGACUCUAUCAGCAACCUCGGGGAAGAACCACGGAGACACAAAACCCUUGAUUGGCCUGUCUCGAGUGACUACUUUGCCAGGCUGUACAUGUUUUGUGAGGUCCCCCAAGAUGGCGGUGCAAUUCACUUUCCAGAAUCCGGUGUUCAUGUCUAUCCCAGAUUGGGAGAGGCCCUGCUGGUUACCUAUACCCGAGCACCAGCUCAUCAAGGACUGAACGGGAAGCUCAGCAAUGAACACAUUGACUGUCCCAUCUUUGAGGGGAAUCGGACCAUGAUACAGCAUCAAUUUCGUCUGUUUUCGUCCAUAACAGCAGAGGUUUGAACUGAAGGAUUGGGUAGAUAGUUUCUUUUAAGUUUUGCAUGUGCAGAAUCAUCAAUGCGUAGAAUCUUCAAUUGCGCUGUCUUG